AUGAAGGAUUAUCGAGUGUUGUUGUACUUAUUUAUCUCCUGGAUUGUGGCAUUUCUUAUAAAUGAAAAAUAUGUACCCUAUAGAACAAUACGAAGAUGCAAAUGGCCUAAACUCGACCACGAGGAUAAUGCCUCACAACAACAACGACAACAACACCACCAAACCAAUAUUUUACUCAUUGCCGAUCCACAAUUGAUUGAUAAUCAUACUUAUCCAGGUCGUAAUCCAUACUUGCUCAGUCUAUCACAACACACAGUUGACCAACAUUUGAAACGCAAUUAUAACCAGUUGACAAGACUCAAUGCCAAUGCGACUAUUUUCUUGGGUGAUUUAUUAGACAAUGGACGUGCCUCAACUGAUGAGUAUUUCGCCAAUGAAGUGGCUCGAUUCAGAUCGAUAUUCCCAAAACACCCACAAAUGUAUACCAAUCUAGCGGGGAACCACGAUAUUGGAUUUGGUGAUUUGAUAAGGACUGAUAUACGUGAUCGAUUUGGUGAAACUUUUGGUAAUCCCAAUUUACAAACUAGUAUUGAUGGAGUCGAAUUUAUCUUGGUUGAUAGUACUAGUUUGUCGUCGAGUAAAGAUCAAAUUAAUCAAGCUUCACGUGGAUUUAUUAAUCAAUUACCAAAAAAGAGUAUGCCGAGGAUUUUGUUAUCACAUGUGCCCCUUUUCCGGGACCCCAAUACCAAUUGUGGAUCCUUGCGAGAAAAACCCAAAUUUGAAUCGUUGGGGAGAGGAUACCAAUAUCAAAACUCUCUCACAAAGGAUAUAUCCAAUUUGAUAUUUGAGAAAGUUGAACCGGAUUUGAUAUUUUCUGGUGAUGAUCAUGAUUAUUGUGAUAUUGUCCAUCAUCCUCAAGAAACGAGAGAAAUCACGGUGAAAUCAAUGUCAAUGGCAAUGGGGGUGUACUACCCUGCGGUUCAAUUACUCAGUUAUAGUAAACUGCCUGAGGGGUUGAAAUAUCUGACCAAGAUUUGUUACAUGCAAACACCAUAUAUUAAUGUUGUUAUUUACAUUGUAUUGGCAAUAAUUUCAAUAGUGAUUAUACUUUAUCAAAACAUACGAUUGAAAACGGGAAACUCCAGCUGGACAAUCUUGCCCUUGAGCAGACUGAAACGAGAAGAAAAGAGUAAGAUGGGGACUGGUGGAUGGAGAAAACAAAUGUGUUUGGAUGUUGUUAAAGAAUGUUUGGCUAUGGCGAUGGUGGUUAUUUUUGUUUACAAGUAUUUUAUUGCAUUAUAG
Lodderomyces parapsilosis is the source of this 1242-nucleotide messenger RNA. RefSeq lists its product as uncharacterized. Gene Ontology annotation, cellular component: endoplasmic reticulum. Gene Ontology annotation, molecular function: hydrolase activity. The record is from RefSeq and is a predicted model, not a curated record. NCBI's taxonomy places the organism in Eukaryota, Fungi, Ascomycota, Pichiomycetes, Serinales, Debaryomycetaceae. The transcript has a single exon. The coding region runs from base 1 to 1242 and encodes 413 amino acids. Gene Ontology annotation, biological process: GPI anchor biosynthetic process.